Molecule: messenger RNA, 243 nt
Organism: Penicillium atrosanguineum
Lineage: Eukaryota; Fungi; Ascomycota; Eurotiomycetes; Eurotiales; Aspergillaceae
Product: transcription initiation factor TFIID subunit 12
Exons: 1
Coding region: 1-243 (80 amino acids)
Biological process (GO): RNA polymerase II preinitiation complex assembly; DNA-templated transcription initiation
Cellular component (GO): transcription factor TFIID complex; SAGA complex; SLIK (SAGA-like) complex
Molecular function (GO): protein heterodimerization activity; TBP-class protein binding; DNA binding
Source: RefSeq, a predicted model, not a curated record
AUGGCCGAUGAUUUCGUCGACGACGUAAUCACUCAAGCAUGCCGUCUCGCCAAACUGCGCCCUUCCUCGUCCCUCGAGAUCCGCGAUAUUCAACUCGUUCUUGAGCGCAACUACAACAUGCGCGUCUCGGGCUUCUCAACCGAUGAUCUCCGCACUGUGAAGAAGCCCCAGCCUACUCAGGCCUGGAUGCAGAAGAUGUCUGCUGUUCAAGCUGCGAAGGUUACGCAGGGUCGCUCGGAGUAG